Monodelphis domestica (gray short-tailed opossum) is the source of this 10349-nucleotide messenger RNA. It is a transcript of the gene EFR3B, whose product is annotated as EFR3 homolog B. Gene Ontology annotation, biological process: protein localization to plasma membrane. The record is from RefSeq and is a predicted model, not a curated record. Gene Ontology annotation, cellular component: plasma membrane. Lineage: Eukaryota; Metazoa; Chordata; Mammalia; Didelphimorphia; Didelphidae.
UCUUUUAGGGCGGCCUUCAUGAACCACACCUCUGGCUUCCCAGUCUCCCCCUCCGAUUUCCCUUUGACACAUGGCGGGCGCGCGCGCGGUGGGGGGGGGGGGGGUUCUGUCUGUGACUCCUGACUUUGCUAGAGCCUGAACACCCCAGUGAGGAGAAAGAGAAUUCAAGGGCGAUGCCCAGAGCUGGCAUCAGGGCACCGAGGAAAAAACCUCUCUUUCUGGCCCGUUCCACUUAGCAAACUCACUCUGACGUCUGGAGAACCUGCAGCGGGGAGCUCUCAGUGCACCAGCCUUAGAAAAAAGGGAAAUCUUGGGGGCUUUGGUUUCCAGGCAAGCGCCUGGGGGGUGAGAAGGAAGGGGGUGGGGUGGGAAUUGGAGACGUCUCCCAGAGGCUGAGCCGGGAGAAGGGGAGGGUCUAGAUUAGCAUAGCCUCCUCCCUUUCUCCCCCUCCUCCUCCUUCUGCCUUUUCCUGAAAGAGGCAGGGGGGAGUGGUGGGGGAGGCUGCUGAAUGGCCUCUCGCUUCUCUAUUCAUUUCUUCUCCUGCUACCUCCUGCGCUCCUUGGCCACAGCCGCCGCCAUCCUUCGGUUGGUCGGUGAAUGAAAGACAGGCUGCGGGAGGCGCUGGUUUUAGAAAACUGCCCUGCAGACGCAGCCGGACCGCCCAGGAGGGAACGAGCCGGAGCCGGAGCCCGAGCUGGAGAUGUACGGUGUGUGUGGGUGUUGUGGUGCCCUUCGCCCCAGAUACAAGAGACUGGUUGAUAAUAUCUUCCCAGAGGACCCAGAGGAUGGCCUCGUGAAGACCAACAUGGAGAAGCUGACCUUCUAUGCUCUCUCAGCUCCAGAGAAACUGGACCGGAUUGGUGCCUACCUCUCCGAAAGGCUUAUUCGUGAUGUGGGCCGCCAUCGAUAUGGGUAUGUGUGCAUUGCAAUGGAAGCUCUGGACCAGUUGCUUAUGGCCUGCCACUGUCAGAGCAUCAAUCUCUUUGUAGAAAGCUUCCUCAAGAUGGUGGCCAAGCUGUUGGAGUCCGAGAAGCCCAAUCUGCAGAUCCUAGGCACAAACUCGUUUGUGAAGUUUGCCAACAUAGAAGAAGACACUCCUUCCUAUCAUCGGAGCUAUGAUUUCUUCGUGUCGCGAUUCAGUGAAAUGUGUCACUCCAGCCAUGAUGAUUUGGAGAUCAAGACCAAGAUCCGUAUGUCAGGCAUCAAAGGCCUGCAAGGGGUGGUGAGGAAGACAGUGAAUGAUGAGUUGCAGGCCAACAUCUGGGACCCACAGCACAUGGACAAGAUUGUCCCUUCGCUGCUGUUCAACCUGCAGCAUGUAGAGGAAUCUGAGAGCAGGUCUCCCUCGCCCUUACAAGCCACAGAGAAAGAAAAGGAGAGCCCAGCAGAGUUGGCUGAGAGGUGUCUUCGAGAGCUGCUGGGCAGGGCUGCUUAUGGAAACAUCAAAAAUGCCAUCAAGCCUGUACUCAUUCACCUAGAUAACCAUUCUCUCUGGGAACCCAAGGUGUUUGCCAUCCGUUGCUUUAAAAUCAUCAUGUAUUCAAUUCAGCCCCAGCACUCCCACCUUGUGAUCCAGCAGCUCCUCAGCCAUCUGGAUGCCAACAGCCGCAGUGCAGCCACCAUCCGUGCAGGCAUCGUGGAGGUCCUGGCUGAAGCAGCUGUCAUUGCUGCUACUGGCUCUGUUGGUCCCACAGUGCUAGAGAUGUUCAACACCUUACUGAGGCAGCUACGACUCAGUAUUGACUAUAUCCUGACUGGCAGCUAUGAUGGAACCAUCAGUGUUGGCAGCAAGAUCAUCAAGGAGCAUGAGGAGAGAAUGUUUCAGGAGGCUAUUAUCAAGACCACUGGUUCCUUUGCUAGCAUACUGCCCACCUAUCAACGGUCUGAAGUAAUGCUUUUCAUCAUGAGCAAGGUCCCACUGCCCUCUCUCCAUCACUCCAUUGAGACUGGAAAGACAGGGGAGAACAGGAACCGGCUGACCCAGAUCAUGCUACUGAAAUCCCUCCUUCAGGUAUCCAUGGGCUUCCAAUGCAGCAACAUGCUAACUGCCUUGCCUAGUUCCUUCCUGGACCGGCUUCUUUCUUCAGCACUCAUGGAGGAUGCUGAGAUCCGCCUCUUUGUCCUGGAGAUCCUCAUCAGCUUCAUUGAUCGUCAUGGCAACCGCCACAAGUUCUCCACCAUCAGCACUCUUAGUGACAUCUCUGUCCUAAAACUGAAGGUGGACAAGUGCUCAAGGCAAGAUACUGUGUUCAUGAAGAAGCAUUCUCAGCAGCUCUACAGACACAUCUACAUGAGCUGCAAAGAGGAGAGCAAUGUUCAGAAACACUACGAAGCUCUCUACAGCAUGCUGGCACUCAUCAGCAUUGAGCUUGCCAAUGAGGAAGUGGUGGUGGACCUCAUUCGCCUGGUGCUGGCUGUACAGGAAGUGGCCCAUAUUAAUGAAGAAAAUUUGCCUGUGUACAACCGUUGUGCCCUCUAUGCCCUGGGAGCUGCCUACUUGAACCUCAUCAGUCAGCUUACUGCUGUGCCAGCUUUCUGCCAGCAUAUCCAUGAGGUAAUCGAGACCAGGCAGAAGGAAGCACCAUACUUGCUCCCAGAAGAUGUGUUUGUGGAGAGUCCUAGGUUGUCCCAGAGCCUAGAUCAAAUGGUGAUCGAAUUUCUGUUCCGUCAGAGUAAGAUCAGCGAAGUCUUAGGGGGCAGUGGCUACAAUUCCGACAGGCUCUGUACACCUUAUAUCCCUCAGCUGACAGAUGAAGAUCGUUUGUCCAAGAGGAAGAGCAUUGGUGAGACCAUUUCCCUGCAGGUGGAAGUAGAAUCUAGGAAUAGCCCAGAGAAGGAGGAGAGAGUCCCUGCUGAGGAGAUUACCUAUGAGACCCUAAAGAAGGCCAUUGUGGAUAGUGUGGCAGUAGAAGAACAAGAGCGGGAGCGGCGGCGGCAGGUGGUUGAGAAGUUCCAGAAGGCACCUUUUGAGGAGAUUGCUGCACACUGUGGGGCUCGGGCAUCACUGCUACAAAGCAAGCUCAACCAGAUCUUUGAAAUCACCAUUCGACCUCCCCCAAGCCCAUCUGGUACCAUCACAGCAGCCUAUGGGCAGCCACAGAACCACUCCAUCCCUGUCUACGAGAUGAAGUUCCCUGAUUUGUGCGUAUACUGAGUGCCAAGAGUGAGAGCCCCUGUGGAGGAUGGGUCUGGGAGAGGGGAUCCCCACCCCCAUCCCCUACAUCAACGAAUCCUAACUGAGAUCUCAGGGGAGAAAUAUAAUUUCCAAAAUGGUGGGCACCUUCCUAAGAGAACUGAGUUCCAUCAACCCUUCUCUUCCUACUGCUCCACCAUCCCAGCUUCAUCGCACACUCGGGCUCUUUUAUGCCAGAAAGUCUACCUUGCCCUCUCUGCCUUUCCUUCUGGGUCAUCUGGGGUCCUUUAUGAGGAGAGAUUUGAGGAUUCUCUCCCAAUAAGGGUCAGGGGACCUUAGUAAGCCUUUGGUUGAUGAGUUGGAGUAGUUUGGAGGUGGAAGGGAAGAGCCUAUGAACCAUCCAUGAACAAGCUCUCCACAUUUCAAAGGAGGAACCUUGCCAAGGAUCUCGGUGAGCUCAAUUGAACACCUAGGGUUGAACAGAAUAAGGAAAUAAAGCAGGGAGGCAUCAGACCUCUUGGGCAGCACUCCCUAGAAAAAGGAAAGUGUUGGGAGUCUCUUGGGGAAUUUCCCAGCUACCAAGCAGAAGUUCAGAUUCUCACCUAAUAGAGCUGCUUCAGGAUGGGUAAGGUAUAUUGAAAACUUCCUCACCUUCCCUUCCCCUAGUAACAGAUUGAAGUUCCUUCUGCCAGACAUGAAAAAUCACUGCACAAUCAGAACCAGGGGCUGGGCAGAAGAGAAUGGGGGUGCCUUAGGAAUUAGGGGGGGAAACAGAGCUGGAACCCUGACAGCUCUAAGACUAGGACCUGAGAAGAAGUAGAGAACCUCCUUUCAGGGGAUGCCAGUUCUAAUCAAGUAGUUGAUACCAGCAAUUUUUUUUCCUGUUCCUGUUUACCCAUAAGAGUUGACCUGGGCCAGUCUCUCAAAUGGCACAGGGCCCUUGGAGCAGGGUUCAAAAGCAUGAUGGGAACCCAGAAUGAAAUUAAGGGCAAAAUCUCUUCUGCCAAAGGGAAUAAAAUCUAGCAAGAUUAUGGGACUGAGGAGGAAGCAAAACCAACUCCAGCCUUGUCAUUGCUAUAGAAACAUGAGGGUUUUACAUCAUGAGAAGCCAUGCUAGAGAACAUUCUCCACUGACCCCCCUCUCCUAACAAGUAGAGAUAGAAAGGCUGUCUCUGCCAAAUUCCACCUCCCUUCUUGUGUCCCCUCUUAGCAUCUCUACUCCGCCUGGGACACUGGAUUAUGGUUUCUCAUUGGCUCCCUUCCCUUGGGGCCUAGGUUCAUUGCUGGAGGUUCUAGGCUUUAGGGCAGAAUAAGAGGUGGCUCAAGACAAAAGAAGACACUCCAAAAAUUCAGGGGAUGACAGGGGACCCCAAUGCCUUGCCCUGAAUUAUUCCCUUAUAGGGAAAGUUAUGUACCCUUCCCUGAGCAGAAGGUCUCUGCGACUACCAUUCCUACAAACAGGAGUUUACCUGCCAGCACUGAGAAUAGUGGAUGUAUCCACCAAGGAAUGAGUGGGCCAGUUGUCUGCCUUGGGAGUGCAGUGUAUGUACGUGUAUGGUGUAUGUAUGUGUGUGUAUAUGUGUCUUGGGGCAAGGGGGGUGGGGGAUAUGUGUGUCUCUUCUCUUGGAUAAAGUCUGUAUGUGUAUUUGAUCCAAAUGAGGUGAUACCUCUGGACUUCAGGGGUGCAAUAGAAGCUCCUUUGAAUUCUAGAUUUUCCAGUGUCCCCAGCACCCUGCACCUUGUAGGUACUCAGUAAACUUUUUAUAAAUGAUGGUGACAACAAGUUGAUGCAAAAGCCCAAUCGGAACCAAUACGUAUAUGGCCCCAAGCAAUAUAGGGAAAUGGAGAACGAACUUUAUCUUCAGUUACUUUUCUGUAUCCCAUUCUAUUCUUGCUCAUCCUCCCAAUGGCCAGCCACCUUCCCAUGGGCCAUGGCUUAGCUAGAGCCCCCAAUGGCAAAGCCCAGCAAACACAUCUCUUCCUCACUAGUACCAGAGUGUCUAAAAAACCCUUUCUUCAUCCCCUAAUCCUCCAAACCCUGGCCCCAAACUCUCAUUUAUUAGUAUAGCUGAGAACAUCUUAGGAUGUGAACAAAUUAUAGUUUGGCUAAUGGGAUUUUAUAAGACUAUUUACAAGAGGGACAGAGAACACAGAAAGCCACAGAGAGACAGAGACUUCUUAAUCUUAAGGAAUGAAUCUGUUGAGGAUCUUGGGCAGUCUGAUAGACUAACUUGAAUCUGUGUUCUUAUUUAUGGCCUGUGAUAAGCUCAGCCCCAAAUCCAAAGUCAGAGUGUUAUGAAUAGCUGUGGUUGAGGGACUUAAGUUAAGGAAUUUGAUUCAGAUAGAUUUUUUCCUAUCCCAAUAUGGUUUCUUAGUGAAGAAAAGGGAAAUUUGAGCCCAACGAUCACAGUGUUCUCAUCUAAGGCCUUUACUUUUUUUUUCUUUUUUAACCCCUACCUUCCAUCUUAGAAUCAGUACUAUGUAUUGGUUCCAAGGCAGAAAGAAGAGCUAUAAGGGCUAGGCAAUUAGGGUUAAGUGACUUGCCCAGACACAACUAGGAAAUGUCUGAGUCCAGAUUUGAAUCCAAGGAAUUCCCAUCUCUAGGUAGGCUUUCUAUCCCCUAAGCCAACUAGCUGUCUCCUUUGCUUUUAUAGUUUAAUGCUUAACAUAUUGGUCUAAAUAUCAGACACUUAUUCAUAUAGGGUACAUUUCUAAAACAAGAUUCCCUUAUUUCCAAAAUGCAGAGUUGAACAAUGAAAGACAUUUGUAGGCCAUUCUAAAGUUUUAUGCAAGCCUAAGAUGUGUUACGAGAAAAAAAAUACAGCCCAUCGUUCAACUUAAUUUUUGUUAUUGCACUAUGGGUAUUCAAGAUGUUGUCAGUGCCAUAAUGUAAAUCACACUUUGAGUUGGAAAGGUCUCCAAGAGACCAUCUCCUGUGGUCUUUACAGAUAAAGGAUCCCCUCUGUAACAUUGCCUGAUAAGUAGUCAAUAAGCCUUUACUUAAGGAUUUUCAGUAAAGGGUGGGCAGCCUACUUAACACUAAGGGCAACCUAUUCUGCUUUUGGAUACUUCCACCAUUAGGAUAGGUUUCUCUCCAUAAAUCCUAAAUUUAUCUUCUUCACUCAUUAUUCUUUAUUCUGCUCUCUGUGGUCAAGCAAAACAUGUCUGAUUCUCCUUUCAUGUAAGGGACCUUCAAAUACAUGAAGAAAAUUAGCAUGUAUCUCCUGCCAAGCCUUCUCCUUCCCAAUGCCUAAGCUGCCUGGGUUCUUUCCAUUGAUCCUCCUAAGGCAUGAUCUCAAGGCCAGUUGCUCUUCUGGCCACCUUCCUCUAAUUGUUCUCCAGUGUUUCCAUGUACUUCCUAAAAUGUCGAUCAGAAUUGAACAAAACACUCCAUCUGUGGUCUGACGAGGGCAGGAUUGUUCCCUCUGGGUUCUGCACUCUCUACCUCACUUAAUGGAGUUUUAGGUUGCAUGCGUUCCCUGAAAUCCAAGAUGGCGGACAUCUAGAUUUAGAAGCAUGAAAUUCUACCCUAUUUUAUAUAAUAGAACAUUUCUUAUUAAAAUAGCAACCUAAACUUCAAGUGAACAGCAAAGCACACAGUUUCUUAGAGGAAACUUUGAAGACAAAUGAAGCCAGAGAUUCAGGCUAGUCUUUCUGCACCAACUAGUGUUUUAUGUUUAUUCUUAGUACUUUGUCUCUUAGCCCUAAAUUUAGUUUUAAAGGGAGACUCUCAAUUUCUUUCUUACUUGAUGUUAGCCACCCUCUUCUCUACUUCCAGCAAUGUUUCUUAUAUCUGUGGCACUGAGUGGUAGAGAUCAUAGACUUAGAGCCAGAAGGGAGAUUAUGGGCCAUCCAAUCUAACUCCAGUCCAACCCUCUGCCAAGCUCCCCACCACUUUAUAGAUAAGAAUACUGAGAUUCAGACUUGUGUAAUAAUAUAUCUAUAAUGCAUUUUUUAAAAAAAACACCUUAUAACAGUAAGGGCUUGACAGUUGGGCUUAUGUGACUUUCCCAGGGUCACACAGCUAGAGGUGUCUGAAGUCAGGUUUGAACCCAGAUCCUGCCAUUCCAGGUCUGGUGCUCCAACCACUGUGCCACUUAGCUGCCACCUACUUUUUUAUAACAUCUUUUUGAAGAGCCUACAGAUGAGAGUCAUUCCUCUAGAAGAUGACUGCUGCCCUUAGUUAUCUCUAUUCUUUAAGCUUUCUUGUGAAGAGGCAAAAAACAAGGGAGAUCUCUAGAUAUAUCCUAUAGAGCAGUGGUGUCAAACUCAAAGAAGAAACCAAGUCACCAACCCAUACUUAGGAUCCCCAGGGACCCAUGUAUUGAUUUAGAAAGCCACAAAUCAACAUUAUCUGUAGCCUACUGUAUUUGUCUUUAUUUUGUUAAAUAUUUCUCAAAUACAUUUUAAUCUUGUGACCAGAUUGUGGUAUGGGGCUUUGGGUAUGAAGCCUCUGACUUAGAGCAUCAAUUCUCUGACCCCUCUCCUCAAUCAGAGGAUGCUUUUCUGAACUUUUAUUUGCUUUCUCUUUGUGAGGAAGCUACUUCUAACUCUUCUGGGAUCCAAGUUAGAUGAUUUCUAUGAUCUAAUUUAAUCAACAAGGUAUAUCAAAUUGCCAUAUCAAAAAUGUGCAACAAACUGUAAUAAAAAGAACAUUGAUUUUUGGCUUAAAAGGGCUAGAUGUGAUUCCUGGCUCCACUAAGUCACUAAUGUGACUGGGGGCAAGACACUUCUAUCUGGGCUUUGGUACUGUAAAAUGAGGGACCUGGAAUUAGCUCAUGGGAUCUUUUGAUUAAUAGCUGAAAGGGAUUUUAAUGAUAAUCUAGCCUAGUGUCUUCAAGUCGUAAAGGAGGAAACAGAUGGCCUCUGAGGUGCCUUUCAGCUCUUGAUAAUAAGAACCUGUAAAAUUCCUUCCUCAAAGUCAGAAGCUUAAAAUGCUGGUGUGCCUUACAACAAAGCAUUGGGGAAGUAAUCUAGACUGAGUAGCUCAUGUCCCACCAAUGGCCCCAGAGAGUUGGGGGAGACUGAUUCCCUUUGCUUCCCAGUCCCCUUGCUGUCUGUGCUGUUCCAUGUGAUGAGACCUUUUUCUUCUCCUGGCAAGAAGUAGUUGCAAACUCUCCUUCAAUCCAGCAAACAUUUAUUAAGCAUUUACUAUAUAUGAGCUCCCAGUACUAGGUGCUGGAGAUACCAAGCAAAACAAAAAACAGUCUGUCUGCAAGCAGCUAAUAGUCUACAUGACCAAGUUCAGCUGGAGCCUCUGCCUUAAGAAAAGAACAGCUGGGGUGGGAGCAACUAGAGCUUUCCUGAGAAGACUUAAUCAGAUGUGCGCAGUUAUUUUUCAGUCAUGUCUGACUCUUUGGGACCCUGGUUGAGUUUUUCUUAGCAAAGAUACUGGACUGAUUUUCCAUUUCCUUCUCCAGCUCAUUUGACAGACAAGGAAACUGAGGCAAACAGGGUUAUAUGACUUUUCUAGGGUCACACAGUUGUUUUUCUGACUCCAGACCUGGAAUUCUAUUCACCACAUCACUUUGCUGACAUGAAUAUCUUUGAAAUUCCUAAUUUCUCUUAACUAAGCUGAGCCAUGUAAAUGUAUACAUUUUCCUCAUGUAGAGGCCCCAGGAUACUAUUGUUAUUCUCUACUCUUCCUCUUCCCAUUUGACACCACAAAUCUAGAAACUCCCCUUAAAAUACCCUCUUAAUAGAAAGUGAGGUUAGGAGAUUAAUAGGAUUGAGGGACGGUCAAAUGGAACAAGCCAGGCUACAAGAAGCGGGUAAUAACUAUGCUAGCUGCACCCAGGUAGUUAACAUUUUGGAGGAAAUGUUCCCUAGGAAUGAGAGUUACACUUAUGAUUUCAUUGGUAAGGGAAAACUCCCUGCUCCAAUGUGAUUUAUAUUUUUAGAGGUGCCUAGAACCCAGAGGUGCGAUAGAACUUGAGACUUGAAAUUUAAAGAAAAUUAAAAGCUCAAGGACCAGGCUGAGCUUCUGUCUAAUCCUGUCUAAUGUCAAUCCCAUUGUUCCUAAUGGAUAGAUCCCUCUACCAUACCUAGUUAUGACUGGACUCCCAUGUAAUUGUGAAAGCUAGAAUUCACGCUUUUCCUGGGUCCCUCUAGAGGAUCACAGACAGAUUUGGCUGAAAUAAGAUACCUAGACUUCCCGGGGAGGAACAAGCAAUUUAGGGUCACUUGUCUGCCCCCUAUCCCUUGGCAACCUUCAGAGUAAAAAUGAAUCACUUGCUUCAAGUCUAAUUCAGGCCCAAAUGGGCUAAAAGACUUGAGGAGUACUUAACUAGAAGGGAAAUUCAUUGAAGGCAGGGGUUAUUUCUAUUCUACCUUUCUAUCCGUAUUACCCAAAAAUUAGGACAGUGUCUGAACCUAUCAUUUAGUUGGUAGAGGGAACUAACUCCCAAUGGGGGAACCUCCUACCUAAGUAGGCAGGUCAACAUCUCUACAAUUCAUAAUCUUGGUGAGCUCCUCAGAGCUGAGAGAUUGGCAAGAGUUUACCUAGUCAUGUGUCAAAGGCAGGACUUGGACCCCCUGUUCUCAAGCCACUGUACCACAUUUCCUCUCCCGUUCGGCACGUGGUAGGCCUUUAAUAAAUGCCUAUGGAUUGGUUGAUAGAAGAGGAAUAUGUUGCAGAAUCGAAAGUGAUCCUGGAGGGAAGUGCUUCAUUCUAUCUGAGCACCAAAGAAGCUGACUUGAGUUCAUCUCUUUUUCUGGGAUAUCUCGGAAUGGGGGGAAUUCUCUUCUAUCUCCUCUUGAUUUCUGAAAAGCACUUAAUUAGCUGAAGGGAGAAGCAGCACUCCCAGCUAGAAAACCUGUAUAUGCUUCUGUCCUUAGAUUGUGUGUGUGUGAGUGUGUGUGUGUGUGUGUAUGUGUAUGUGUGUCACAUUAAACCCUUUGUGGCCCUGGGUGGGUGGGGUGGGUGGCUAGGGGUGGGUGUGCACAAGUGCCACAUAGUUUCAAAUACGUGUAUAUAAUAGUGGAUAGAUUUAUUUUAUGUGGGUGCAGAAUUAGUGCCUGUGAUAACCUAUGUAUUUAAAACUCAUCAGAGCCCACUGGUUUCAUUAGUGGGCUGAGAAAAAGGUAGUAGAUUUGGGGGAGGAGGAGAAUGUGGAGGGGUGAUACUUAAGAAGGUAAUUCUUUAGGGAAUGUUUGUCAAUAUUUUCCAACAUGUCUUUAUGAUGCCCUUUUCAAAUAAAUGUUAAUGUUGUCUCCA